AGCACCUCUGAGCUACCCCACAGCAGUCAUGAAGGCCUACAUCUACGACGACAUCGAGGGCGACCAGCGCCUGCCUCACGACUCGGGCGAGGAGGUCACCUUUGACCAGCUCAAGGCCAUCGGCGCCCUCCCCUACCCGGCCAUCGAGCUCGACCAGGUCGAGGCCAUUGCAAAGGACCGCGGCUACAAGAACCGCGACGAGAUCAACGUGAGCAAGGCGGGCAUGGGCGACAUCUACGAGGAGAAGAUCAAGGGCUUCUUCCGGGAACACCUGCACGAGGACGAGGAGAUCCGGUACAUCAAGGACGGCCGCGGCUACUUUGACCUGCGAGAGAAGGGCGACAAGCGCUGGAUCCGGGUCGCCGUCGAGCCCAAGGACCUCCUCAUCGUGCCUGCCGGCGUCUAUCACCGCUUUACGCUCGACGAGGGCAACUUUAUCCACGCCAUGCGCCUCUUCCAGGACGAGCCCAAGUGGGUGCCGCACGACAGGAGCGAGUCGACCGACUCGAACCCGUUCCGGCAGAAGUACCUCGAGCAGAUCAAGGCCUAGCGGCGCCUGCGCCUCUCUCGACUGAAACGACGUACGUGUACAUGCU
Messenger RNA from Rhodotorula graminis WP1, 596 nucleotides. RefSeq lists its product as uncharacterized. The transcript has 6 exons. The coding region runs from base 29 to 550 and encodes 173 amino acids. Lineage: Eukaryota; Fungi; Basidiomycota; Microbotryomycetes; Sporidiobolales; Sporidiobolaceae. The record is from RefSeq and is a predicted model, not a curated record. Gene Ontology annotation, molecular function: acireductone dioxygenase [iron(II)-requiring] activity.